Rhipicephalus microplus (southern cattle tick) is the source of this 1017-nucleotide messenger RNA. RefSeq lists its product as uncharacterized. The record is from RefSeq and is a predicted model, not a curated record. Lineage: Eukaryota; Metazoa; Arthropoda; Arachnida; Ixodida; Ixodidae.
CAUCAUGAAUAGUUCUCGUAUUGCUAACAUUGGGUGAAGUUUCGGUGGCUCUUUGUUCUCGUGCGCGCGUGGUAGCUGUGCUGGUGCGCUCGCCGGCGCGUGUUUUAGAAUGAAUUUACGCUCGCGAGGUUGGUUCGACUGCCAGCAUGCGCCAUUAGGUCGAUUAGAUGAGGGCAGGUAGGCAGCAGGCACUAUUCGAGAGGCUUGAUCAUCUUACGCGAAGAAAGCAAGACGCUUAGCUCAGACGAUGCACUGAGUAGUACGGGAGACGCCAAACUACCGCAGGGCAAGAACAGUGAAGCCUUAGAUCAGACCAAUACUUGGCUGCCUUGGAUCCUCUGAUGACGAAGCACUGCUGAUCCGGCCACUGUCUUUUGAAGCCUUGGAUCCACUGAUGACGAAGCGUGGCGGAUCCGGCCACUGUCUUUCGAUUUGCAAGGUAUUUUUAGAAGCCUUGGAUCCACUGAUGACGAAGCGUGGCGGAUCCGGCCACUGUCUUUCGAUUUGCAAGGUAUUUUUAGAAGCCUUUGAUCCACUGAUGACGAAGCGUGGCGGAUCCGGCCACUGUCUUUCGAUUUGCAAGGGAUUUUUAGAAGCCUUGGAUCCACUGAUGACGAAGCGUGGCGGAUCCGGCCACUGUCUUUCGAUUUGCAAGGUAUUUUUAGAAGCCUUGGAUCCACUGAUGACGAAGCGUGGCGGAUCCAGCCACUGUCUUUCGAUUUGCAAGGUAUUUUUAGAAGCCUUGGAUCCCCUGGUGACGAAGCAUGGCGGAUGCGGCCACUGUCUUUCGAUUUGCAAAGUAUUUUUAGGUAGAUCCAGUUUGUUACUGCAUCGAUGAGAAUCAACGGGAUCAUCGCAGAAUGCUUAACUACCAUUUGCAUUUUUGCGCGACCGGAUCACAGAACGACCGGAUGUUUACAAGCCAUAUGUCCACCACACCUGACAGCCGCACUACGAAAGCCAAAAUACAAUUUUUGGUAGAGUGAAAAAAAUAAAUAAACAAUUGAAACCAAUCAA